Molecule: messenger RNA, 1188 nt
Organism: Candidozyma auris
Lineage: Eukaryota; Fungi; Ascomycota; Pichiomycetes; Serinales; Metschnikowiaceae
Gene: MSS11
Product: Mss11p
Exons: 1
Coding region: 1-1188 (395 amino acids)
Source: RefSeq, a predicted model, not a curated record
AUGGACUCGUUUGACCUCCCCACAGACGGCAGUGCGUCGCUGAAAGAGUCCUUUUUCGCCAUGCUUCACCAAUACUUGGUCCUGAUGGGGUGCAGCCGAAGCGCCUCCAUUUUGGUCGAGGAAGCCAAGGUCCACUUCAACAGCAACAACCCAAACAGUGCUGCCUCGGAGGCGUAUUUGCACGAAUGGUGGUGCCUACUAUGGGCUCUUCACAAUCUGACCAAGAACCCGUCGGUCACCAACAUGCCUCCGCCGCCAAUGCCGAUGAAUCGUGUGGACGCCAGACAUCCUCAGUUUGAGCAACAGCAACAAGCACAACAACAGCAACAGCAACAGCAGCAACAACUGCAACAAGCACAACAACAACAUCAGCAUCAUCUUCAACAUCAACAAACUCAACCUCCAGCACAAUUCGGUCAGCCAAUGCAGGCUCAUGGACAAGCACACGCUCAGGCACAGGCACCUCAGGCAAAACAGCAAAAGCAGAGUAGAAAACUGAUAGCUGAACGGACCCCGAAGACGACUGCAAAAGCUGCGUCGUCCGCCACAACUCCUGCUCCACCCUCUGCUGCCUCUCAAGCUGGUCUGGAGAGCCUGUCGAUAAUGGUACCUGGUCAGGUGCCGCUCACAGUCGGAAAACAGCAGCAAACAAGCCAGGGUAAGAGGAGCAAUUUACAACGUCCCCAGCCGCAGCCCCAGCAGCAGCCUCAGCAGCAGGCCGGGCCACAACCGAACCGUAGACCUCUGGCAUCACAGCGGAAGCAGCAACAACAUCAACAACAACAGCAGAAAAAUAAUCAAAGUAAUAUGGCCAAUCAUAAUCGUCUAGGCUUGGGCAAUAUGGCUAUGCCGAAUCAAGGAGAUAAUUUUGCAAUGGGUCCAAUGAACGCCCACGCCCCAGCUUCAGCACCAGGGUCUGCAAUUAACACGGCUCCAAACUCCAACGCCAAUCUGGCGCCCAAUUCCGAACCCAACCUGACGAAUUUUGCUCUGCAACCGCACCCGAUGAUGCCAGAUGGCAGUGGUAGUGGAAUGAACAAUGGUGAUAUUUCAAUGGCCAGUAAUGGCCUCAAUGCCAACGGGCCAACUCAAGGACUCAACAUGGACAACGAUUUUGGUAUAAAUUUCCUAGGAGCUGACCUAAAUAUGGACUUGAACGGCUUUGACAUGGCUAGCAUGCUCAAGUAG